This is a messenger RNA of Dreissena polymorpha, 1324 nucleotides long. RefSeq lists its product as uncharacterized. Lineage: Eukaryota; Metazoa; Mollusca; Bivalvia; Myida; Dreissenidae. The record is from RefSeq and is a predicted model, not a curated record. Bases 158 to 580 code for a protein of 140 amino acids. The transcript has 2 exons.
UACCGCGGUUUCAACCACUAAAAUCCUUCUCCCUGUAACAAACACCUCGAAGGCCAAAGGCAGCGACAAUGUAGCACAUGAAAGGAAUAGCGUUAUCAAGGGACGAAAGAGCAAUGAUCUAAAUCCAAACGAUUUAUCCAACCGAGUAGUUGCACCAAUGCCUUCCAAAGUUCGCCUUCCUCCUCUGCACAAAAUGCUGACUAAGGUCGGAAAAGAGUUCAAUACUAUGUCGUUUGACGAUUCUGGACACGAAAAAUCGGUCACCGAAGGAAGAGACGGUGGGUACCACACAGCAAACAGCGAUGAUAAUCACACCCACUCUUUCGAAUCAUCUGAAGACGAGUUCGGUGAUCCAAAUGGUAUCAGCCCGUCAAUCUCUGGAGAUGUAAAUCCCUCCCCCAUCGAGAAGCGCAGGAAUGUGCUUGAAGCUGCAGCGGAUACGUUCCGAGGACGAGCUGUAAUCCCACCCGUAAUGGACUCGCCGCAUACCGAGAAAGAAAGGGCGGCUUUCAAGCCUGAGACGAGGAGGCAACUUAGAGGCACCGUGGAGACUUACAACCCUCCCAAUAUGUUCCAGUAAUAAUUGCAAAAAGUGGAAGUUAUACAGAUAAAAAACAAUUAUUAUUGCAGUGUUGUGUGAUGUGUUUUUUCUUUAUUCUGUCUGCAUUACUUGCGUAAUACCUUUCUUUAUGUAGAAAAAGCACACUCUAUUUGUAUACUGGUAAAGAAAAAUUACCAUGACAUAAUUGACAGUUCAAUAUCAAAUAAGACAAAUUUUCUUUUACGCCUUGUUGCGUGUUAAAACUUCGUAUUGAGUUGUAAGCUCGGUAUUUUAGAAUUUCAAUUGUAUUCGUUAUCAAAUAGAAGAUAUAAAAAAUGUUAAAAUUUAGAAUUGCCUUUGCUGACUUGUGGUAGUUGUCAGAUAAAAUGCGUUUACACCAAUUGGUAAUUAUACCUGUGUGGUGUACACGAGGAAAAUGUGCGAUAAAUGGAUAUAUUAACAUACACUCAAUUUAUUAUUUUGUUAAGUUGUUUGCAGUAGGUGUUUUUAUUCAGAUGUUGUUUUUGCAAAAAAACAACAAAUUACACGUUAUCAGUAUGUUUACAAACGGGAUUCAUAUAAAAUCGCGAUAUUGAUGUUUAUUUUUAAUAAAAUUAUUUAGAAAUAUGUAAAUAAACUUUGUAACUGUAUGAUAACAUAUUAUGUUAGUGUAUAUUACAGUGAAGUGUUUUUAAUGUGCGAUUUAUUAAAUGACAAAGUUCUUACAAACAGAUAUCUACUUUUAAUGUUUAAUUUUGUCCUGUAAUAAAGUGUUUGUCGAUA